GACAUGCCUCAUAGCUCCAGUCUCAAACUUAACCCCGUUCCUGCUGAAGAAGAGGAGGGCUGCUGGAUGGAGAAAGAAGCUCUCGUGAAAGAGGAGGAGGAGGAGGAAGAAGAAGAAGAGGAAGAAGAGGAAGAGGAGGCUGUUACAAUACAAAAACAAGUAGAGGUUGAGGCUGUUACCGUGAAAGAAGAAGAGAAAGAGGUCUCAGUUAAAGAGGAGGACGACGACGUUUCAGUGAAAGAAGAAGAAGAAGAAGAAGAGGAGGGGGAGGUGACUGUCACAUCGAACAAUGAAGAAGAGGAGGAAACUGGAUAUCUGGGGCCGGUUUCCCAAACGCAUUUUAAGGCGGUCGAUGGUUCUAACGAUGAAUGUGCCCUGAUUAACACUAGAGAGAGACGUGACUAUCCUGGAUCCUCUGGGGGGCCUCAACAACCUCAUGAUGCUGAAGAGGCAGAGAAGAGUCUCUCCACAUCAAAACACCCCAAGAAACAUCAGCUGAGACCCACAGGAGAGAAACCAUACUACUGCUCUGACUGCGGGAAGAGUUUCUUAAGAUCACAUUCACUAAAAAUACACAUGAGAAUUCACACUGGAGAGAAAUCUUAUAGCUGCUCUAACUGCAGGAAGAGUUUCUUAAGAUCAGAUUCACUAAUAAUACACAUGAGAAUUCACACUGGAGAGAAACCUUAUAGCUGUGAUCAAUGUGGGAAGAGAUUUACUACAUCUAGCACUCUGAUUCGACACCAGAGAACACACACAGGAGAGAAGCCUUAUAGCUGUGAUCGAUGUGGGAAGAGUUUUCCUACAUCUAGCACUCUGAUUCGACACCAGAAAACACACACAGGAGAUAAACCUUUUAGCUGUAAUCAAUGUGACAAGCGAUACUCUGAUAAAAGAUCUCUGAUUAAACAUCAGAAAAUACAUGAAGGAGUUGUUUCAUGAAAUCGAUGAAAUGAUGUGACAAUGUAGAAUGUUUUAUCAUUGUAGUAGAAGUAUUUUAAUGAUGUUCUACCUUACCAUUUGCCCUGUUUAAUUGAUUGCAUAAUGAUAUGGAUAUUAGCCUCAGGGGAAAAUCCAGGCUCUGAAUUGAAAGAGUAUUAUUUAACAAAAAGUGACUAACAACAAAAAAAAAAGAGCUGUGUUACACUUACUGCGUUGGUGACCCACUUUAAUCAAAAUGCAGCACUUCAAAAUGUAGCUAGCUGUUUUCUACAAGUUGAAAAAGCUGCUUGUUUAAAAAAAAUACAUGUAAUAUGAUAAUUGUUGCAGAUGUUUGUGUACAUACACACAUGAAAGCAGUAUAAUAAAUUGGUCUGUAAUAAAUUUUAUUAACAAUC
Molecule: messenger RNA, 1337 nt
Organism: Oncorhynchus mykiss (rainbow trout)
Lineage: Eukaryota; Metazoa; Chordata; Actinopteri; Salmoniformes; Salmonidae
Source: RefSeq, a predicted model, not a curated record